Molecule: messenger RNA, 756 nt
Organism: Culex quinquefasciatus (southern house mosquito)
Lineage: Eukaryota; Metazoa; Arthropoda; Insecta; Diptera; Culicidae
Product: pupal cuticle protein Edg-91-like
Exons: 2
Coding region: 1-756 (251 amino acids)
Source: RefSeq, a predicted model, not a curated record
AUGGAGCUCCGAGUGGUGAUUUUUUGCACCCUGGUGGUGUUCUGUAGUUCCAGUUCUGCACGAUCCACACCGGUGCCAGUGGAGUCACCCGGAAGAAUCGUGGCCGUGGUUAGCGAUCCGGAAGUGACGCGAAAUAAGCGACAUCUUGGAUUUGGUGGAUUGGGAAUCGGAGUUGGUCUCGUCGGAGGAGGAUUCGGAUUUGAUGGAGGAUACGGUGGUGGCGGCUAUCCUCCGUUCUAUGGAGGUCCUGUUGGUGUACCAUAUGGCGGAGGGUAUGGACCGUACGGAGGUGGAUUUGGUCCUUAUGGAGGAUUUGGUCCUUAUGGAGGAUUUGGCCCGUAUGGAGGUUAUGGACAUCCUUACGGAGGUGGUUACGCUGGCGGGUACGAGUACGGUUACGGAUACGGUUCUGGAUUCUAUGACGCCCCUCCGUUCAACACCGCGUGUCUCCAGAACGGGGAAGUGGCCCACAGUUACGCGCAGCAGCUGGAAGCGAAUCUGCCAGGUGAGGAGGAACUUGGCGCAGCCUCGCUCGAAGAUGGUUGGAGCCGUAUUCGCUCAGCCAUCGGCAGUGCAGCGGAAGCCACACUGGGUAGUGCGAUCCGAGUCAGCCGAAACGAUUGGUACGACGACGAGUGCCAACGGAUUACCGCCGAGAAGAAGGCAGCUUACGACAGGAAGCUGCACAAGGCGACGAGGGAACGUGGAACGAUACAGGCAGGCUCGGAAUCGGCAGGUCGCGGUCUUCAAGCUUAA